This is a messenger RNA of Rhododendron vialii, 2857 nucleotides long. Its product is annotated as cation/H(+) antiporter 14-like. The record is from RefSeq and is a predicted model, not a curated record. Gene Ontology annotation, cellular component: endomembrane system; membrane. Bases 183 to 2600 code for a protein of 805 amino acids. The transcript is spliced from 3 exons. Gene Ontology annotation, biological process: regulation of pH; proton transmembrane transport. Gene Ontology annotation, molecular function: antiporter activity. NCBI's taxonomy places the organism in Eukaryota, Viridiplantae, Streptophyta, Magnoliopsida, Ericales, Ericaceae.
AUCUGUAACCCCAACCGCCUUCCAUUUCUCCCGCUUCACCGCACGUCUCUCUUUUUUUGCCAUUGCCUGAUCAUGAGCUCUCUCUCUCUCUCUCUCAAACAUACAAACAACACAGACUGAAUUUGUGCAAAAAAAGAAAUUGGGUUUCCACCUCUGUACAGAUUAGAUUAGAGCAUUAGACAAUGGAGGAGACGGAGAGCACAAGGGGGCUGAUGUCCUCGGCGGGACUGGUCCCCGGACCUUAUGGCGAAGAAACAAUGGUGUGCCAAAAGACCCACAUAAGCAACUCCAGGGUCUCCAUUUGGUUCGGAGGUGACCCUUUUGCCUACUCCACCCCUGUUCUCUUCGCCCAAUUCGUCCUCAUUUUCCUCGUCACCAGAUCCGUUUUCAUCUUCCUCAAACCACUUAGACAGAACCUGAUGAGUGCCCAAAUCAUUGCUGGUAUAAUUAUGGGGCCAUCGUUUCUAGCACAUUACAGAUCAUAUGCACGGAAGCUCCUUCCUCCGGGAGGCAAUAUGAUUCUUUCCACGGCUGCAGAUAUUGGUCUCAUGCUUCACCUAUUUCUACUAGGAGUUCAGAUUGACGUGACCAUGUUAAAAAAAGCAGGAAGAAGUGCUAUGCUGAUAGGCACCGUCGGUUUUGCAUUGGCCAUUGUUCUCGGUGGACUGGCCUUGGCGACUCUAGCUCAUGUCAUCAAAUUGGACGAUAGGUUACUAAGAUCCCUCCCUGUUGUUGUGGCUGUGAACUCCAUAUCUUCGUUUCCCGUUACCACUAGCCUUCUAGCCGAUCUGAACAUUCUCAAUUCGGAGAUGGGCCGAUUAGCCAGCUUUACAUCUAUGGUGGGUGACUUGUGCAGCUAUUUUGUCGCGACAGUGAUGGCUAAAGUUACUAUAGCAAUACGCACAUCGCAAUGGGGGUUGCUCUGGUCCCUUUUCUGGAUCGCGGUCUACCUGUUGGCGAUUGUGUUUCUUCUACGGCCAUUGAUAUUGCUGGUUGCCAAUCGAAUCCCAGAAGGAGCACCCAUCAAGGAGUCUCACAUUGUUUUCAUACUUGUGAUACUGUUUGCAUGUGGGUUCUGUGCUGAAGUUCUCGGUCAGCAUUCCGGGGUUGGUUCCUUUAUUUUGGGCAUGGUUGUACCAGAUGGGCCACCGUUUGGGGAAUCUUUAGUGUAUAAGCUAGAGGCAAUGUCUAAUGGGUUGCUACUUCCUGCGAAGUUUGUGAUUACGGGUUUGAAUGUGAACUUGUCUUCGAUUAAAAGUAGUUCUGCUGCAAUAGUGGAGCUCAUUAUAAUUUUUGGGUACAUUGGAAAGUUCUUGGGCACCUUAGCUACUUCGUAUUACUGUAGUGUGCCGUUGGGGGAUGCUGUAUGUCUUUCUUUGGUCAUGUGCUGCAAAGGCAUCAUUGACAUUUCUGUUUAUAACAUCCUAGUGGGGGAAGGGGUCGUGGACCACCAAGUAUACACGCUUCUGAUACUCACAAUGCUGGUAAUAACAGGGAUGUCCAGAAUUCUAGUAGGGCACCUCUACGAUCCCUCAAGAAGGUACAUGGUCCAAACAACCAGAAGCUCCAUUCAAGAUUCCCGUCGCCACAAUGUUGAUCUCCGAAUGCUGGUGUGCAUACACAACGAAGACCAUGUUCCCACCAUUAUCAACCUCCUCGAAGCCUCAAACCCCACCAAAAACAGUCCCAUUUCCAUCUUCGUCUUGAACCUCAUGGAGCUCAAAGGAAGAGCUGUAGCAGUUCUGGUCCCUAAUUUCCGCAAAGGCAGACUCACCUCCACCGCAAAACAUUCUAAACAUAUAGUAAACGCCUUUAGCUACUACGCUCGGGAAAAUCAAGACAGCAUGUUUUUGCAGCAUUUCACAGCCAUGGCACCAUAUUCUAGCAUGCAUGAUGAUAUUUGCACUCUGGCACUGGACGCAAACGUAAACAUCUUGAUUGUGCCAUUUCACAAACAAUGGACUGUUGAUGGAAAAGUUGGAAAUGAUUUUCACUCUAUCCAAAUAGUGAAUCAAAACGUCAUCAACAGGGCACCUUGUUCUGUCGGAGUGUUGGUUGACCGGAAUCAGAAAACUGGUUUUUUAACCGGGCAGUUUUUUUUCCGAAUUGCAUUGCUUUUCCUUGGAGGGGCAGAUGACAGGGAAGCACUUGCGUAUGCAAGCCGCAUGGCAGAUCACCCAAAAGUCACCCUCACCGUAGCUUGGAUUAGGAUGCGGACCAAUGACGCAUCGAUCAGAAAGGAAACAGUUGGCGAUCCCGAUCCCGACAUUGAAAUGAUGGACGAGUUUAGGGCUAACGCCAUGAGGAAGAAGAGGAUUGUUUUCAAGGAGGAGAAGGUGGAAGAUGCCGUCGGGACUACAGAGGUGAUUCAUUCUAUGGAGGAUGGUUUCGAUUUGUUCAUGGUGGGUAGACACCAUGACCCUUACUCGCCGCUUACACUUGGUCUUACAGACUGGAGUGAGUGCCCUGAGCUUGGAGUCAUUGGAGAUAUGUUAGCUUCUUCGGAUUUUCGGUUUUCUGCUCUGGUGGUUCAACAACAGCCAAGCGGAACUGGGUUUUUGAAUACUAACCUAAUUAGGCCGAUUAGUAGCUGUACGUAAGGGUGCCAGUUCAAGGGUGGGUUCAUCAAGAUUCCCCUGAUACUGAACAGUCCAUUAGAUCAGAUAACAAAUGUAAAGUAAAUCUGGAAUAGGAGGAUUGAGAUUUGAGUAAAAGGACUUCGAGAAUUCAUGAGGUAGAUUGAACUUCCCAUGAUUCAGUGGUGUAGUAGCGGAUUGUAUUCGUAAACGGAUCGGAUCCGUUAAAUUUUGGAUUUGCAAACUUUGAUCAAACGGAUUAUCGGACCAUAUUUUGGCAA